This is a messenger RNA of Tetrahymena thermophila SB210, 339 nucleotides long. RefSeq names its product transmembrane protein, putative. The record is from RefSeq and is a predicted model, not a curated record. Lineage: Eukaryota; Ciliophora; Oligohymenophorea; Hymenostomatida; Tetrahymenidae. The transcript has a single exon.
AUGGUCUUUUCAAUUUUUCAUUAUUUAAAUGAAUUUUUUAAGAUUAUUCAUUUUUUGAAAAUGGAUUUUGGGAAUAAGAAAUUUAUUCUUAUUAGCUUUCUUCCAAGAACAAAGGAUAAUAAAGAUUAUUGUGUAAAUAUAAAUUUUCCUCAAACUCUUCACUAUUUUCUAAUUAGUAAUAUUAUUAUAUUUACUAUGGUUAUGUUUAAUAUUAUUAUUAUUAUUAUUAAUAUAAUUGUUAAUCUUAUUCCUUUUCUUCUUUUAGUAGUUGUUCUUAAGAAAUAGUUUAGGAUUUUUUAAGCUAAAAAUAACUUUCAAUGUAAUUUUUUAAUCUAUUGA